AUCACGGGCUUCUCUUUCUCUGGCACCCCCAUCAGCUGUUGCUGUCAAUCACCUGAAACACACACACACACACACACACACACAGAGCAGUGAGGGAAAGCCGUGGAUCUGCUCUUAUAAGGACCUUCGGCUGUCACACACAGAUGGAUCAGGAUGAAAACACUGAGGGUGUCGCUGCAGACGCUGAACUGGUAGCAGAGAUUAUGAAGCGUAACUUUCGCCCGUCGCUGAUCAGAACUGAAGCGUGGGAAGGCUACGUGUUCGCAGACAUGGAGAUCAAGAUCAAAGAGUCGUCGGAAUACUACGGGGCCGUUCUGUGGCCCUCGGCCAUGGUCUUGUGUCAUUUCCUGGACACUCACCGCGACGAGUUCAACCUCACGGACAAGAGCAUCGUGGAGCUGGGAGCCGGAACGGGCCUCGUUACCAUAGUGACCAGCCUCCUCGGCGCAAAAGUGACGUCCACAGACCUGCCGAAUAUCCUGAGCAAUCUGAAGUACAACGUCACGCGUAACACCAGGGGGCGCUGCAGGCACGAGCCGAUCGUGACGGAGCUGAGCUGGGGGAAGGAGCUGGAGGAGCGUUUCCCGCGCGCGACCUGCCGCUACGACUACAUCAUCGCGGCGGACGUGGUGUACUCGCACCCGUACCUGCAGGAGCUCAUGGAGACCUUCCUACACCUGAGCUCAGAAAACACCGUCAUCCUAUGGGCCAUGAGGUUCCGUCUGGACCCGGAGAACCGCUUCGUGGACAUGUUCCAGGAGCACUUUCAGCUGCAGGAGCUCCUCGACCUGCCCAGCCUGAGGAUAAAGCUGUACAGCGCACGCAAGCGCACACCAACACAACAGGAGAGGGGACAAGAUGUUAAAUAAGUCUCUGAUGUCUCUUAUUGUUUUAGAUAUUGUUUUAUAGCAUGUUAAAAUUGUCACUUUUUAAAGGUUUUUGUGUGUGUCUCUUUAAAUGCAAAUGAGCUUCUGCUCCCGGCACAGGGGGCGGAGCUUCAAAAGCUUGUGUGUGUGUGCAGCUCUGAUUACCUCACACAGACACAACAUUAACAAAACCAUAACUAUAAAUGUGACUGGAUCACAAAUAAACCAUCUUUUUUUAUGGUAAAAAAUCAGCCAGAACUUCAGAACCAUCAAAAACACGGAUUACAGACUUUACUUGAAAUUUACAGUAAUAAACUAUAUUUCAUUGUGUAAUAUAAUGUUAAUUUACCAACCUAUUGAAGUAUUAAUAUCUGUUUUGUACCAUUAUAAUAAACUGUCAACCACCAAUCACAGUAUUUUACAGUAACGUUACAUUAAAUGUACCGUAUGUAAUACGAAAACUUUCUGUUAACCAAUUAACAGUUCUUCACUGUAAUAUUUUUACGGUCUUUUACCGUUAAAAUCACAAUCGUUUUUUACAGUGCGGAUAUAUGUGUGGCAAUAGCCAACAAUACAUUGCAUGGGUCAAAAUUAUCAAUUUUUUUAA
Messenger RNA from Pimephales promelas (fathead minnow), 1473 nucleotides. RefSeq names its product methyltransferase like 21e (gene mettl21e). NCBI's taxonomy places the organism in Eukaryota, Metazoa, Chordata, Actinopteri, Cypriniformes, Leuciscidae. The record is from RefSeq and is a predicted model, not a curated record.